This is a messenger RNA of Plasmodium inui San Antonio 1, 15963 nucleotides long. RefSeq lists its product as hypothetical. Gene Ontology annotation, molecular function: ATP binding; dynein light intermediate chain binding; minus-end-directed microtubule motor activity. Gene Ontology annotation, biological process: microtubule-based movement. The record is from RefSeq and is a predicted model, not a curated record. Gene Ontology annotation, cellular component: dynein complex; axoneme. NCBI's taxonomy places the organism in Eukaryota, Apicomplexa, Aconoidasida, Haemosporida, Plasmodiidae. Bases 1 to 15963 code for a protein of 5320 amino acids. The transcript has 2 exons.
AUGACAAAGGAUCCCGAAGGGCAGUAUGAGGCCCUAAGUCUGACCGAGCUCAAAAGCAGCGCCCAGGAGAAGAGCGUCAUUGGUUACAGCGUGAACUUCACCUUGGGGGGGGUGCUGCUCUUCGGGGGGUUCAAAAUCGACGCGGAGACGAAUGAAAAGGGUAGCGACAAAGAUGGUGGAAACGGUAGCGAAAGUGGCGAUGGUGACAAUGGCAGCAAUCGUGACGACGGCGCGGGCACCGUCUGCAACGACGCCUAUCUGGUGCACAUCAAAAAGGAGAAAGUCGAGUAUGAAACGUUAAGGAGCAAAGUGAAGCCCAAAUCUAGGUGCUACCACAACUCGUGCACUUUGCUGGAAAACUAUGUUGUCAUUUUUGGCGGGCUAAACAGCGAAGUGCCCUUUAUUGCGCUUAAUGACUUGUGGAUUUUUAACAGCGCAAAUAAAACCUUUGCGGAGGUAAAGGUGACUGCCGCCGAAGAAGCGGCUGAGGGGGUGGAGACGGCGCCUGGGUCUUCCCAAAGCGAGGCAGAGAGAGAUGACGAAAUGUACGAAGGAUCGAAAUUAAGCGGAGAAGACGAUUACACAAAAGUGGAUUCGGAAGACGAUGGGAACAAUAACAGUUAUAUAUUGAACAGUGUGCACUUGAAAAAAUUAGGCAAAUAUCUGAGCUGUGACAAAGGUGCGCUAGCCAGUCAGGGUAGCUGUGUUGUCCCCGCCCCGAGGUACUUCUCCAGCUUAGACCUAUACGUAAGUAAGAAAGGGGCAUCGGAGGAGGCGGCAGAGAAAGCGGAGGAGAAAGUGGCAGACAAAGCAGCAGACGAAACAGAAGAUGGAGCUGAAGACGACGGGGAGGAAUCUUCGGGGGAAAGAAACCAAUUAAGCGUAAAAAACAACAAAAUUGUCCUGAAAAAUUCAAACGAAUACGAAUAUUUCAGCCUAAUCCUAUUUGGGGGGUACGGCGGGUACGACAGAAGCAGCUUCAACGACUUGUAUGAAUACGACAUUUUGACAAACCAGUGGAUUCUACGAUCCUGCAAGGGUAGCAUCCCCUCGAAUAGAUACGGACAUGUCUCCUUCAUCAAUGAAAAGAAUUUAUUCAUUUUGGGUGGAACCAAUGCGGAAGUCAGCUUUAAUGACAUGUACGCCUGCAACUUAAGCAACAACGAAUGGUCCGAAAUAGAUUUCUCCUACUCUUUCAAUGUGUCCAAAGUAUUCUGCAGAAGCGUCAUGGUGGAGUCUAUCGACAGAAAUAUCAUUUUCAUUUUCGGGGGAUACAACAUUGUUAGUGAUGAAAAAGGGAACCGAAAAAUAGAGUAUAGCAAAAUAGAGUACAGCAAAAUAGGGUACAAUAAUGCAGAGCUGAAUAUGUUGAAACUGUAUGAUACGUUUAAGUUGGAAGAUUUGAAAUAUACCAUGGUUAGGAGUAAGGAUGCUGAAACGGGUUCUGCGUCUAGCGGAAUGGGAGGAAUUGCCAGCAUAACCACGGGAGCUACCAACGCGCAGAAUGGAUCCGCAACAAGUAAACAGGGGAACCAACUACUCAGCCAAGUGGACAAAGCAAAAGGAACAGUAAGGGGAGAAACUCACGAGCAAGAUGACCCAACGAGUACUAUCAACCUGUGCUCAAUCACGUACGAUUUUGUGGACGCCAAUUUGAUCAUCACAGAUUCUAAGCAAAAAAUUUACGUGAUGAAUAUAAGUAGAAUUAUAGGACCCAAGUAUGCCAUUUUUUCCCUACUUCCAAAACACUGCGAUAUGGACGGUGGGAAAAAAAUACUCUUGAAGGGAAAAGGAUUUAUGAACGAAGGAAAGAUAAGUAUAAAAUAUACGUCUGAUGAUGUCGACCUGUUCAGUGAAGGAAUCUACAUUAAUGAGAAUUACAUUUACACCAUUGCGCCUAGUGCAAAAGACAAAAUUAAAAACAACAUCUGUGAUGUGCACCUCUCCAUAAAUGACAAAUGCUACACGACUAAUAAGUGCGUUCUGGAGUAUUACUACAAUAUCGAUCCAAAGAAGACCCUGAUUUUUGGGUCUGGCUUGUUAGAACCCAUUUCUUUAAAAGAACCCCACAUUUUCUUUCUCAUAGCUAGAAACUCCUUGAACGAAAAGAAAAAAAUCGGAGGAGAUAAAUUCCAGAUCAGCAUCACGUAUGAACAGGAUGGGAUUCACCACGACGUGAAAUACACCCUGUAUGAUCUUAACAAUGGGUUUUACAUCGUCAAGUACUUCCCUUAUGGGGAACAGGGGGCGGCGACGGAUGCCAUCGUCCCUGCCGAAGGGGGUUUCAACUUGGCUCCAGGAGCGGUGGAGGCGGUAGAAGCGGUGAAAGGGGUAGACUCGGUUGACGGGGUAGACGCGGUUAACGGGGUAAACGCGAUUAACGGGGUAGACGCGGUUAAAGGGGUAGACGCGAAAAACCAAGAGAAUCCGGGCAAGGGGGAAAUCGGCCAAGGAGAUGAAAGCGGCGGAAAGGAGGAACACCCCCCACUCACCACGGGAACCAUCCACAUAUCGGUGAAGCUGAAGGGGGAAGACACCCGAAACAGUCCCUUGGCCCUGAAGGUGUACAGCCGAGUAACAGACAAAACCACGUUCGUGAAAAAAUUUAUAAACGAUCGGUUAGAAGACUUAAUAAAAAAAGGAGAACGCAUUCUCGAUUUGAUCAGAAACAAAGAGUUGAGCACCGCCAAGCUGAUUGAGCUAAAUGUUAACAUUGAAAAAUUUCUGAGCAAUUUCUCCAAGUCGAUAUAUGACAUAAAUACCAUCGAGCAGUACAUACUAUAUGGGUCCAUCGAUGCGGGGAUGGUGGAGCCAAUACUAGAACAGGUGCACCGUGAGGGGAACGUGGUGCAAGCCUCUCUGGAGGACGAGUCUUUCAUCGAGAGGUACAUCGACGAAUUGAUAAGCGGUCAAAGUGGCGGAAGAGUAACAAAUGGCGGAAGCGACCCAAGUGGGAAAAGCGGCACAAAUGGAACCCCAUCAGACUCCCCCGCGCAGGGCGCAGGCAGCGCCUUCCUGAAGGUGAAGGACAACGAAGGCAUUGCCAACUUUAUCGACUCAAGUAAAAUGAAAUUCGUGGACUGCAUAGAAGCCAACUUGGUGAAGAGGCUGAAGAGCUACAUUGCGGUGCUGAACAGCGAGGAAUCCAACCUGCGCAACAGGAAGGAGGCGAAGAGGAGCGACGGCGGGGGGGGCGAUACCGCACUGGGGAAGACCGCUCCAGGGAAGACCGCUUUAUCGAAUCCCCCUGUAGGUAACCCCUUCGAGGAGUUCCCACGCCAGGGUGAAGAUAACCAAAUAGAAGUGAUCCGAAAUUUACUCAGCUUCUACCACAAGCUGAAAUCCGUCUGCAUCUGUAAAAAGGAAAAGGAGCUAAAGGAAGAAUUCGUCAAGGAAGAAAAGGAAAGCAUAAAAACGAUGAAGCUUAACUACAACAAGUUUGUAAACAUAAAAAAAAAUCUGGAAACUUCCACCGUCUAUACACAUAGCAGUGGCUACGAAGGGUCCCUGAAAGAGCUGGAAAAUAUGAAAAAAUACGUACAAGAAAUUAAAGAAGAAGUGAUAAAGGUGGAGCAAAUUUCACAAAACAUCGUAAAAAUAGACAACGUAGAAGAGUUAAGCAAGGAUAUUGACAAUUUAGAAAAAGAAAUCGAUGAAAUAGAAAAGCUAUGGAUGUUUAUAAAAAAAAAAGAUCAAGUGCUUAACGGGUUCCUUUUCUCUACAUUUAACGAUUUAGAUGUGGAAGAGUUCGACAUACAGAUGAAAAACCUACAGAAUGAGUUUAAGAAAAUCAAAGUGGAUAGGAAACACAAUAUAUGGAAGGAAGAAAUGGCCAAGCUGAAAGACACUACAAAAUUCGUAUCCGUCAUAGGUGAAUUAAAAAAGCCCUUCAUUAAGCAGAGACACAUAAAAGAGAUCGAAGUUACCAUAAACGAGGAGAGAUACAAAGACAACCAAGAACCGAUUAACCUUCUCAUCGAUGAAAACACACUGACAAUCUAUUUUUACAAACUAAAUGUGAUAAAGUACCAUGAGUCGAUAGAAGAAGUUAUCAUCAAAGCUUAUAAUGAAAAGAGCAUAGAGGAGAUAAUACAAAAAUUUCACGACUACUGGGAUGGUAUCCAUUUUAAGAAUAAGGAUUACAAAAAUGGGAUCAUUCUUACCUACAUUGAUGAUAUGUGCAUUGAGACCAUAGAGGAACAUCAAAUGAGUCUUCAGAACUGCUUCUCAUCAAAGUACUUCCUCUUCUUCUCAACGGAGCUAAACAUCUGGCAGAAAAAAAUCUCCAAUAUUUACGAAGUGAUUCUCCUACUCAAAGAUAUAGAGAAGCUCUGGGUGUAUCUUCAAAAUAUGUAUGUCUACUCGGAGGAAGUGAAAAAGGAACUCCCUUUGUACUCCAAAUUUUUUCUCACCAUCAAUGAUGAGUACUUAGAAAUGCUGAAGCAAAUUAUUGGGAACAACACCAAGGUGGUGGAUUUCGCUAAUGAGGAGGGAAUUAUAGAGAAGCUAGAAGAACUAAAGGUGAAGCUAUGCAAGAGUGAGAAGCCUCUAAACGAGUACCUUGAUUCCAAGCGGAAGUCCUUCCCUAGGUUCUUCUUCAUAUCGUCUACCGACUUGAUCGAUAUUCUCUCCAAUGGAAACAACUUCAAGCUCGUCAACACCCACGUGCAGAAGAUUUUCCUCUCAAUCCGGAGGUUCGUAACGCGCAGGGAGGUCCUCACGGAGUAUGAGCUGGGGAACGAAGUCAGUCUGGGGAAGGAAGUUAGUUUGGGCAACGAAGUCAAUAUGGGGAACCAAGUCAAUAUGGACGGAUCCACAGGCGGAAAGCCCCCAAAGGGGAGCAGUCCAGCCGACGCUCCAUAUGCCCCUCAUGCUCAAGACGACGCUUCAUGUGUCCCCCCCGCUGAGCACCCCCCUGUGCAGGUCCCAAACGAGGUUAUCACGAAGCUGAUCUCGUCCUACGGAGAAGAAGUAUGCAGCUUCCACGAGCCCCUAGCGCUCAAGGGAAAGGUCGAGUGCUACCUAAACGACAUCAUCAAGCACAUCAAAUACACCCUCAAGUACUACAUUGGAAAUCUCUUCAAAUUGAAACACAUGUACAAUAUGGAGAAAGACAAAUGGAUAGACCAGAAUUACUUAUCGCAAGUUUUUAUCCUUUGCAACUCCAUCUUUUUCGUUCACGAUGUUGAAAAUAUUCUACGAAAGGGAGAUUCAAAUGUGAAGGAACAGCUCAAGGCUUACUAUAAAAAUCACAUCACUCAACUGGAAAAUGUAAUUAAAAAGGUUCAAAAAAAACUGACCAUGAAGAACAGAAUCAAAAUUAUGUGCAUAAUUACUCUGGACACUUUCUACAGAGACAUUCUUGAAGUCAUCCUAAAAAAUAAAAACCCCAUUUCGAUAAACAUGUUCGAUUGGCAGUCGCAAAUUAGGAUGUACCCAUACUUUAAAGAUAAGACGAGUGCUGGUUCUCCGUCUUGGGGGAGUACUGAGAGGUAUGGACAAAGAAGUCACGGUGCAGGAAAACAUGAAGAAGUAACCGAGGAGAUGGAGCAAGGGGGAAAGACAACCACAUCAGUGGAGAAAACAACAGAGAAAGAGGUGAAUCAAUCCAUGGGAAACCACACAGAUGAAAAGAACAUUUAUGAAGAAAACUCUCUAGAUUUCAAGAAGCUUUAUAUAAAAAUAAAAAUCAUGGACUGCUCCUUUGACUACUCCUAUGAUUACAUCGGCAAUUACCAAAGGCUGGUCAUUACUCCAUUGACUAGCCGUAUAUACAUCACAGCUACGCAGGCGCUAAGUCUCUAUAUGGGAUGCGCUCCCGCUGGCCCUGCAGGAACGGGAAAAACUGAGACGACAAAAGAUUUGUCGAGCUUCUUUGGAAAAAACUGCUACGUGUUUAAUUGCUCGGAUCAACUGGAUUAUAAAAGUAUGGGGAAUAUAUUUAAGGGAAUUGGGAGCACUGGGUGCUGGUGCUGCUUCGACGAAUUCAAUAGGCUCAUCCCGGAAGUGCUGUCUGUGUGCUCCAUCCAAUUUAAGUCCAUCCUGGACUGCAAACGGAAUAAUAAUAAUGUUUGCAUAAUCGGAUCGGAUGAAAUUAUCGUGAAAAAAAACUGCGCCGUCUUUAUCACCAUGAACCCGGAUUAUCUGGGCAGAUCCAAAUUGCCAGAGAGCCUCAAAAUUUUAUUCAGACCCAUCACGGUCAUUGUUCCAGACUUUAAUAAGAUUUGUGAAAAUAUGCUCAUGGCUGAGGGAUACGUUGAUGCAAAGUACUUGUCUAUAAAAUUUACCACCUUCUUCGAUCUGGCGCAAAGUCUACUGAAGGAGAAGCAUUGCGACUGGGGGCUGAGAAGCAUCAAGAGUGUUCUUACCAAGGCCGGGUUCCUCAAGAGGACCUACCCAGACCUGGACGAGAACAAAUUGCUCUACUCGGCCAUACACGACAUUAACAUCGCGAAGAUAUCUGCCUCCAACUGCCCCGUCUUCUCCGGGCUCCUCAACGACAUAUUCUUUUCCCAUCAGGGGGGGAGCGCAAACGGUGCGUCGAACGGUGCGUCGAACGAUGGGGUGGCGGAAGACAAGGUCGGAGGGGAUGAAAAAAUCGUCCUAAAUGGAGUAGUAAACGCCCCGCAGAAAGACGAUGACCCCGCUAACGCCGCUAAUCCCCAUAACGUCCAGGAAAACUCUCCGUCGAACCCGACCGCCGGGCCGUUCCACCAGAACGCGAUAGAAGAAGAGCUGAUGGAGAUCUGCAGGAGGAACCACCUGUUCGGACUGAACUACUUCGUUAAAAAAAUAAUGCAGCUCAACGAUAUCAUCAACAUAAGGCACUGCGUGUUCAUCAUGGGGGAGGCGGGGUGCGGAAAGACGACCCUCUUCAACAUGCUGAUGGAAUACCAAAAGCAACAGAACCUAAAAACGGUGAGCAUCCGAAUCAACCCAAAAUCGAUCAGUAUUGAUGACUUGUACGGAAAUGUCCAUAUAAAGACGAGGGAAUGGAAAGAUGGCGUGUUCUCCAAAUAUAUGAGAAACUACUCAAAGAGGGAAGACUGCGAUAAGGCCUACAUCAUCUUCGAUGGAAAUUUGGACUCACACUGGAUAGAAAAUAUGAAUUCCGUGAUGGACGAUAACAAAGUGCUGACCCUAUCGUCAAAUGAGAGAAUUCUGUUGAAAAACCACAUGAACUUAAUCUUCGAGUUUAGCGACUUAAUGUUUGCAACUCCAGCUACGAUAUCGAGAGCAGGGCUGGUCUACUUCUGUGUAGACCCGAAUGAUCUCUGGAAGAAUUACUUCCUCUCCUGGAUUGACAAGCAUGAAAAUUUUAAUGCCACCGUUAAGAAGUCCUUUGAAAAGUUAAUGUACAAAUAUAUAGAACCCACUUUUGCGUACCUCACCACGGUGAACACGUCCGUUAAAGUAUCUCCCAUUUCGCACAUCCAAUCCUUGGCAGCCUUGCUAGACAUCCUGCUAAAGGAUAACAAUUUCGAGAGCAUAGAACACUACUUCGUCUACUCAGUGAUAUGGUCCUUUGGAAGCUUCCUUGGAGAGAAAGACAAUACAAACUAUAAAAAGAGCUUCGACAAGUACUGGAAAAAUACCUUUAAAAGUAUCAAGGUGAAUAGGAAAAUUAGCGUGUUCGAUUUUUUCAUAGAAGGUAAUAAAUUCAAAGAGUGGGACGAGAGUGAAAUAAAGAAUGAAGUCGACCCAAGUCAUAUUCUCCAGGAUGACAUAUUCGUCGAAACGGUGGAAAGUUCCUCCUACAAGUAUAUAAGUAAAGUGUUCCUUAAGUCUAGCAUGCCCAUUCUAUUUAUCGGAAAAACAGGAGUGGGAAAAACUCUGCUGUGUAAAAAAAUUCUAAGUGAAGAAAGGGAAGAAUACAAAAGCUUCUACAUGAUUUUCAACUAUUACACGAAUGCUAAGAAUGUGCAGUGCUUAAUGCAAAGCUGUUUGGAAAAAAAAUCGGGCAAGCAGUUUAGCCCCCCCUUCCAACAGAAGUUGAUCUAUUUUAUCGAUGACAUUAACAUGCCAAAGUGUGAUGAUUACAACACACAAAGUGCCAUUGAGUUGUUAUGCCAAUAUAUCGACACAAAUUCUUGGUUUGAUUUGGAAAAAUUAAACCUCAUCAAAAUAGUGAAUACAAAGCUCAUGUCUUGUAUGAAUUAUAACAGGGGAAACUUUACGGUUAAUCCAAGACUGCUCCGACACUUCUUCAUCCUAAAUGUUAGCUUCCCAGAGAAUAACACCGUUAACAGCAUUUUUAGUGUCCUCCUCAAGGGACAUUUUAACAGCUUCAAGCAGGACGUAGCGGACUUAGUUCCAUCCAUCCUAAAGUCGACCAUUUCGCUCUUUUACAAUAUAGAGAAAACUUUCAAAAGGACCGCCACCUAUUUUUACUACGAAUUUAACCUUCGAGAUAUUCACAGCAUUGUGAAGGGCUUACUUACUGCACAACCUACGGUCUUCCAAGAUUGCGAUAAGUUGCUCUUCCUUUGGCUACAUGAAUGUGAAAGGGCAUACUCCGACAAGCUAAACAAGGCCGAUAAGAAGAAAUUCAAAACACUCAUUAUCGAUAUAGUGAAAAAAAUGUACAACAAGUAUGAGAUAAACAAAUUUGUGAUGAAAAAUGACAAGUCUUUGCUUUUUUCCAACUUCCAUAGAGGAAGUACAACAAGUGGAUACAACGACAAGGUCUACGAUAUGUGCAGAAAUAUGGACGACCUUACUGCCUACUUAACAGAGGAACUAAAUGAAUACAAUACAUUUUAUAAUCUAAAUAUCGUCCUUUUUAAUGAGGGAAUAAGACAUAUUUGUAAGUUAAUCCGAAUUAUAGACAAUCUAAAAUCACAUGCUUUGCUGCUAGGCAUUGGUGGAUGCGGCAAGACAACCAUCUCUAAGUUUUCCUCGUACAUUUCGUCGAAGACUUUUUUCGAGAUGGACUUCUCUGCACAGUGCACAGAUAAUGAUGUGAAGAAAUAUUUACAAAAUAUUUUUUACAAGUGUGGUAUGAAAAAUGAAGAUAUCAUUCUGUUCCUAAAGGAGAGUAAAAUUCAUGAUAGCUUCUUCAUCUACGUCAAUGAAUACAUGUGCUCAAAUAAUAUUAUCGAUUUGUAUACAAAAGAGGAGAAGGACUACAUUGUUCAGAAUAUGAGGAAUAUUGCCAAGGCGGACGGCGUCCAGGAGACGGACAAUAGCAUAUUCGAGUACUACCUGAAGAAGGUCAAUGAGAAUUUGCAUUUCAUUCUUUGCUUCUCCCCCACCAGCAACAAUUUUAGAGACAAGUCGAAUAACUUCCAAUGCAUCCUGAACAACACACUGAUUGACAUUUAUUAUAAUUGGGAGUCCGACUCGCUUCUCUGCGUGGGGCAGAACUACGUGAGCGACAUCUACAUGAACCUGCGCACUGGGGACAUAGAGCUCAGCGAGGACUGCCUGGGGGGCGCGCCGCAGAGCGGAGCAGCAGUGUCCAUCGCCGCUGACACUGCCCCGGUCACUACCCCUGUCACUACAGCUACCACUGUCGCUGUCUCUGCCGCUGCCCCACCCGAGGAGCACGUCAACCUGAAGGGAAUCGUGACGGAGUACCUGAAGGAGUGCUACGAGGACUUGCUCGAAAUCGCCUCCAACUACUACGCCCAAGAGAGGGCGCAUAUCUACAUCACCCCCAAGCUGUACCUGGAGAGUAUCAAGACCUACCACAUGAUGCUGCUAAAAAACAUCAGCAGUAUAAGCAGCAAAAUGGAUAUGCUCAAAAGCGGAAUCACCAAAAUGAACGAAACCAGCGCAAACGUGGAAAAUAUCAAAAAUUGCCUCAAGGAAAAAAAAAAAAUAUCGGAAGAGAAAAAAGAAGCCGCAGAAAAAUAUGCCAUAGACAUUGGAAAUGAAAAGAUGAUCGUUAAGAAAGAGAGCGACUUGGCAGAUAUAGAAGAACAGAAUUGUCUAGAAAUCCAAAAAACGGUGCUCAAGCAGCAGGAGGAAUGUGAAAAUGACAUAGCCUUGGGAAUUCCCCUCAUAGAACAAGCGGAAGAGGCAUUGAACACACUGAACAAAAAAAACAUACAAGAAUUAAAGACACUAAAUAAACCGCCUCCAGGAGUGGAAGACAUCACCGCAGCAGUUAUGCAGCUAUUAGCAACAAUCGACACGACGAUCUCGGUCGACAAGUUUGGAAAAAUUAAAGAUAGAAGUUGGAAGUCUGCUCAGAAAAUGAUGAUCAAUCCAGAAAAAUUUAUCUCCCUACUUAAAGACUACAAAAAUAAGAUUGACGAAAAUUUAGUUCCAGAUUGCAACUUCAAGUACGUAGAGAAUCUAAUUAACCUUCCCCAUUUCAACAAAAAUGCGAUUCAGAAAAAAUCCAAAGCUGCUGCAGGGCUAGCUGAAUGGGUUCUAAAUGUUACAUCGUUUCACAAAAUUAUACAAAAUAUUUUACCCAAGAGAACCCUCCUAGAAAGUACGAAAAAAAGCUUGGAAGAAGCAAACGACAAGUUACAGACGGUACGAGAAAAAGUACAGUCCCUUAAAGCCCAGCUCAGCACUCUUAUAAGUCAAUAUGAUCACGCUCUCUACGAAAGAGACCUUGUCAUUUUGGAAGAGAAGAAACUUAAAACCAAGUUGGAACUCUCCAUCAGAUUGAUAGACGCUUUGAGCAGUGAACAAAUAUCCUGGUCUAAUCAGUAUGAAGCUUUGAAGAAGAAAAACAAAACCAUCCUCACGGAUAUACUAUUGUCUUCCACUUUUGUUACCUUCUGCGGAGGAUUCACCAAAAAGUACAGAAACAAAAUUAUGACAAAAUGUGUUGAGACGUUGAAUAGGAAGAACCAGAUUCAGAACGAGGUCUUCAGCCAAGUGCUUAAGAAGCUGCAAAAGAGCGCUGGAAAGGAGAAGCCCGUCAAGGGGGCGGGCGCCUCGGCUAGCACGGCAAAGGAGUGCGCGGGUGCUUCCACUGCGGGUGCUUCCACCGCUGGUGCUUCCAUUCCGAGCAGCGGCGUGGGUAGAGAUCAGAGCGAUUUAGAACAAACGGGGGGAGAUGAUGCGCUACACAGAGGAGAUGCUCCCCCCUGCGCGGAGGACUCCAAGGAAGACCUCCCAUACGACAUCUUCUCAGUGAGCAGCUUCAACUUGGAUCUCCUAAUAAACGAAGAAACUCUUUCUAAGUUGAGCAAGCAGGGAUUAACCCUAAACUCGGUGUGCAUAGAAAAUAACCUGAUCCUGGAAAACAGCGAAAAAUUCCCCAUCAUUAUAGAUCCUCAAAUGGAAAGCCUCAAAUGGCUAAUCAACAGCCAAAAGGAGAAAAGCGAAAAGCUAAUAAUCACAGACAUAAACGACAGUAUGCUUUUUAAAAAAAUAAUCGAGUGUCUCUCAUUUGGCUAUUCCAUUAUCAUAGAAAAUGCGGAUGAAAACAUCGAUAACUCACUGUACAAUAUUAUUUCAAAAAAUAUAAUAAGGCGAAAAAACAAUUACUACAUUAAUAUUAACGACAAGGAACACGUUUUCCACCCCUCCUUCUACAUUAUCCUGCAUACUCAGUUGUCCAAUCCGCAUUACCAACCAGAGGUCCAGUCAGCCUGCUCUCUCAUCAAUUUCACUGUAACGCCUGACGAUUUGGAGGAGCAUCUCCUAUCCAUCACCCUAGAAAACGAAUUCAACCAUUUGUCCAAAAAGAGAAAAAAAUUAUCCUUACUUAAGUAUGACUACAUGUGUCAGCUAUCUUUUCUCCAAUCGUCCAUCUUACAGAAGCUAACCAAUGCAAAGGGAGACAUCCUGGAAGAUGUUUCUCUCAUUGAAAAUUUAGAAACGACGAAACUGCUCAGUGAGAACAUUACGAAAAAAACCGAAAUAGUGAAAACCACAGAAGUGCACAUCAAUACCAUCAUCAAUUUGUAUAGACCUUUGUCCAGACGGGGGGUGAUGUAUUUCUUCAUCCUGCAGAAGCUCAAAAAAAUUCAUUCGUUUUACUUUUACUCUUUGGAGAUCUUUUUGAAGAUCUUUAUCAAGUGCCUCAAUGACUGUGCUCAGUUCAGACCCCCCAGCAGAGGCCCCCAACCGAGGGGAAAGAGCCGCCGCAAGAGGGUGCUCGUCAAGGGGGGACAAGUGGCAGCGAAGGGGGAAAUAGACACGAAGGUGGAAGUAACUCAGGAGGCGGAAGGGCCAAUCGAAUCGGAAGUCAUCGUCAGUCCAAUCAAACCGGAAAUUAUAGCCAGUCCAGCCGAGCCAGAGGGUUCCCCCAUCCCAACUGGGCAAGAAGGGGUAACCAACCCGGUUGAGUCAAGACAAGAGGAAACAACCGAAAAACCGGAAACGAUGGAACCGAUGGAAGCAGUGGAAGCACCGGAAGAAGCGGUCGAGCCAGAAGGGGGCCCCAGCACAACAGAACCCGAAAUUGCCGCUAACCUAGAUGAACCGAAAGAAGAGGAGACAGGAGCAAAACCGGAAGCGCCGGAAGUACAGGUCCAGGCGGCCGAACCCGAAGCGGCCGCCAAUCGGGAUGAGCCAAGAGAAGAGGAGACAGGAGAAAAACCGGAAGAACCCCAAGUGGCAGCCGAACCGACUGAACCGGAAGUGGUUGCCAAUCCAGGAGAAUCCGAACCUGCCGCUACUCAGACCGCACUUGAAAAUGACGCGAGGCCAAUGGAACCCGAACCUGAAGCGGGCGUAAAUCCAGCAGAAGCAGAGGCGGGCGCAAACCCAGUCGAAUUAGAAGCGGGAGUAAACUCAGAAGAAGCAGAAUCCGGCGUAAACCCAAUCGAAUCAGAAGCGGGCCCAAACCCAGUCGAACCAGAAGGGGUCGCCAAACCCGAAUCGCCCGCUGCUGCUGAAGUGGAGGCCCCGGCCAGCGCGCAGAAGGGAGACGAGGGCCCCCAAAAGGAACACCUGGAUAUGACCAGCCUAGAGAGCAAACAGUCUGGUGGCGUCGAGUCUGGUGGCAUCGAGUCUGGUCGAAGCGAAUCUGGUGGAAGCGAGUCGAAUGGCAUCGAAUUCGAAAGUGACGACCUGGACGGAGAAGAUACACAGAGUGAAGAAACAAAGAUAGACAAAAACGAAGUGCAGAAGAGAGUGAACGUACUGAUCAGUCUUCUAAUCGAGAAAAUGUGGAUGUACAUAGAUAAGGGGCUCCUAGAAAGAGACAAGCUCAUCGUGAAGUGCCUCAUCAUGUUAAACCUGGAGAAGCUAAACGGAAACAUUACCCAAGAGGAGGAAGACAUGUUUAUAAAUCCCAAGUGUGCACUAAAAGCAAGCCAAAGAGAAAAUGACAGAGGAGAAAAGAAGCUCAUCAAUAAGUCCUUCAUGAGUGAAGACCUAUAUGAAGAUUGUAAAAAUUUAGAGAAUUUGAACCAGUUUGAUAAUCUUACAGAGAGCUUAGAAAGCGAGAGUAUGUCGUGGAAGCAGUGGUUCCUAAGUGACAAGGUAGAGAAUGAGGAACUGCCAAGAAAGUAUAACAAUUUGAAGGACUUCUCCAAGCUGCUACUAAUAAGGAUAUUGCGGAAGGACAGAUUCCCUGUGGCGCUGAAAAAUUACAUCCAGAGGAACAUCAAAAUGACGAAUGAUGAGAAGAAUACUUACGCACUGGGCAAAAUACUGGAGGAAUACAUCGACAACAAGACGCCCGUUUUAUUUCUGUUGACACCGGGAAAUGACCCCUCUAAGGAUAUCGAGGAGUACGUAGCGAAGCUGAAGAGGGGAAAGAAAAGCAGCGCGAACACUGCCAAAAAAAAUGAGCAAAAAGGUGACCAUACAAAUGGGGAACAGCACACUGAAGAAACCAUCUCCUACGUGAAUAUCUCCAUGGGGCAGGGGCAGGAGAGCAUUGCGCUGAAGUACCUCAGGGAGACAUCCAAAUCAGGCGGAUUCAUAUUCCUGCAGAACAUCCACCUCAUGACCAAAUGGCUAAAAGAAUUUGAAGAAAUACUGGACAAAAUAUUAACCGAUUCGCACCCGAAUUUCCGUCUAUUCUUAUCAUCAGCCAUCCCUUCCGAAAAAGACACCAAACUGUUACCGGAGAAACUACUAAAAAAGUGCUUCAGGAUUAACAAUGAAAAGUCUUUCAGCCUGAAGGAUAACAUCAAAUGUUGUUUGGAGAGAUUCCAAAAUAGGGACUACGACGAUAAGCUAAAAAAUGUCAUUUUUGGUCUCUCCUAUUAUCAUAGCUUACUAUUGGGAAGGUUUCUAUACGGAAAAAUUGGAUUCAGUCAAUCGUAUUCCUUCAACGAUAAUGAUCUGGAGAUCUCUUUUAAUAUCAUCAAGAGGUAUUUGGAGAGUUACAACAGCUUCCCUCUUGCGGACGUUCUCUUCCUCAUAGGGGAAAUAAUCUACGGCGGGCACAUCACGGAUAUAUGGGACAGACGCAUAAAUAAGACGUACGUCAAAAAUGUGCUCAAGGAGAUAUACAAAAAUGUGGUUGGUAUUAAUGGCCACGCGGUUAUCGGAGAGGUGCGCCAAGUCGGUAACGGAGACGACGAAAACGAUGCAGAUGGAGAGGACCAUCCAGACAGCGACGAAACGGGGCGAGGUGUCCCACAGGGAAAGAAGCCUGAGGCCUGCCGAGGAAACGACAAGGAGGACGAAAUGGAUGAGAAGGCAGUCCUCAAAGACACCAGGACGAACAUCCUCUUCGAAGUGUUCAAAUUUCCUGACUGCACCAAAUACAACAUUGCCCAAUUAAAAAAAUAUGUUGAUGAAAAAUUGAAAAAAGAACAGACCUGCUUGCUGGGUCUGCACGUGAACGCAGAAAUUGAAUACAUGAAAAAUGAGUGCUCCAGAAUCCUGCAGAACUUGCAAGAGAUCAGCAGUCGGGAUAUUUCCUCCUCGGAGGGUUCUCACGAAAAGGGGGAAAAGACCGGCGCCGCGGGAGACGGCGUUGGGAGUAGUAUCCCCGGUGGAGGUAAACCCAGUGGAAGUACCAUUGGGAGUAACCCCGUUGGAGGUAACCCCAUUGGGAGUAAACAGGGAAGUCUCCCCAGUGGUGACAGCAAAGAUGAUGGAAAGCGCCACAAGGAGUCGGACCAACGAGGAAAGAAAGACCGCAACAAAGGAGGAGACGGCGAAACGGAGAGUGGAAAAAAUGAAACAACGAAAAUUAUAUACGAUAUUAUUAAUCGCCUUCUAAAUGAACUGCCAGAAAAAAUCGACAUAAGCGACUUGAAAAUAGAAGACACAGAGACGAACACAUUUAUGGUCAUCGCAUUGAAGGAGGCCGAGAAGUUUAACACACUCAUUGAUUGUAUCCAUGACAGCUUGGUCGAAAUCAAGCUAGUUCUCGAUGGCAUCCUAAAUAUGAAUAGUAAAAUACAACUUAGCAUCAAAGCUUUGCUGCUACAUAACAUCCCAGAAAUAUGGAAGAACUUCUCCUAUCCAUCCAAAAAGAAACUACUUCCAUGGUUUGAAGAUUUCAAAUUGAGAGUAAUUUUUUUACAAGAAUGGAUUGCAAAAAUAAGGUGCAAUAUUUUCUUGCCCAGUUCUGUAUGGUUGUCUGCUCUCUUCAAUCCCAUUUCUUUCCUAACCGCCAUUAAACAGAAGUUCUCACAUGAGAAUAAAGUACCUAUAGAUAAGCUAAAGCUCAAGUGGCACGUCACAAAUAUCACCAAAGUGGAAGAUCUUAACAAUAAAAACAAUUCUUUGUACAUCCAUGGGUUGUUUCUCCAGGGUGCCUCCUGGUUUGUUAACUCUCAAAAUGACUCCUUCACAUUUGAUAUGGAAAACUUAAGUGAUAACGUGUCGUAUGGCAAUAUAGUGGAGUCCGUGCCGAAGAACAUCUUCUUCUCCAUGCCGCUCGUCUAUGUUUACUGUGUCACCAAUGAACAGGACGGGCAGCUCGCCCGUGCAUCCGACGCCCGCUACUUGGAGACGCCCCUCUAUAUCACCUCGGACCGGGGCGCCACCUUCGUCUGCUCCGUCGAUUUGAACCUAGAAACGGACGACGUCGAGGACAAGUGGAUUUUGGCAGGAGUCGCCCUCUUCCUGUCGGACGAUUAG